Messenger RNA from Racocetra fulgida, 387 nucleotides. The record is from the annotation of a GenBank genome assembly. NCBI's taxonomy places the organism in Eukaryota, Fungi, Glomeromycota, Glomeromycetes, Diversisporales, Gigasporaceae.
AUGGAUAAUAUGGAUAAUGAUAGUCAUCCGUUAGAUUCUAAAAAUAAAGAUCCAGUAAAUAACUCCUCUGGAAUUCUCCUGAAUGCAAAUGAGUCAGAAAUGGAUGCCAUAGAUGAGUCUGCUGAAAAUGAUACUUUAUUAGAUAAUGAUGAAAUUGAGGAAAUUAUUGCUAAGUUACCUGAUGAGAAUCCGUAUAUGCCUGAGACUUCUCAGACUGUAGCAACAUAUAUACAAGUAGUUGAUAAACUUAUUGCUAUGGAAGAAGUUCUUGAGUCAAAUCUCACAUUGAAGGAAUUAGGAUUUUUAAAAAAACUGCUCAAAGAAUAUAAACUUAUAUACAAAAAGUCAAAAAAGCAAUCAAAAAUUACCAGCUUUUUUAAUUUCUAG